UGCUUUCGGCAGGCAUGAGCCUGGGGGGGUGGACCGCUCCUGCUUCCCCGGUUGCUUAGACACGGAGGAUUCAAUCCUGCCCCUGUGAACCGCCGGUCCCGGAGAAAGAGCAGCGCUUCCACUGUAAUGGCUCCUUCACGUCUGCAUGCACCAGAUAAAUCCGCACAAUUUUCGCCUCCCAUCUACAGGACUAUGAGUUAACUGGGUGAUUUGUAUGUUAUAUAUCUAUCACCUGGAUGCGGUCUGAAAUCUGAAGGAUACGUGUCUUCUGGAGCUCGACCCUGGAAACGAGCUUUCCCGCAGCAGUCGGUCAGCUGAUCCCGAAGCGAUCCUGUUUGCCAGCCAGGCUCACUUGUGCUGGAUCGAUGGCGUUCUGCUUGGCGGAGUUACAUCUGUGGUCCACCCGGAGUGGCCUGAACGUCUCGGACACUGAUAUUGGAACAUACCAGUACUACGAUAAGGGAGAACCAGCUACCCUGCUGGAGCAGCACUACUUUCAUGAGAAGCAGCAGUUGGCAGAGGGUCGCGGGUACUCCUGGACCCCUAAGAACCAGCGUCCUGAGAAGCUGCGGGACUCCCUCAAGGAGCUGGAGGAGUUGCUGCAGUCCAGCCCAUGUGUCGACUGGCAAUGGCGGAACACGCGGACCUGUCAGCUGUUGCUGAGGUCCAGGGUUCUGGUGACCCUGACUCUGACUGGGCCGCAGCUGGAGCGGAUCACCAUUGACAGGGCCCUAGUGGGCCGGAUACCAGCGGGCACCAUCAGCGACGCCCUGAUCACGGAACGUUUCCUUCUCCUCACCUUCAUCGAGAAGAGCCAGGUCUGCCUGGUCCAGCUGAACAGACGUGAUCAAGGCUCACCGGAGCUCAGCCGUCGAGUGGAGAAGCUCUCACCCUCGGAGCUGAAGGUCUUCUGUGCCGACCUGCCCGGCCCGGUGGGGCGCCGACUGGCCCGCAGAAUCGGCCUGAACGGCCCGCAGGACGUGGCAGUGUGCUGGUGGCCGGCCGUGGACCAAGAGCCCUGGCUGUGGUCCCCCAUCCCCAGCGAGGGCGACCGGGCCAACUUGGUGUUGCUGAGCUGCGGGGAGGCAGCCAGUGGCCUCAAGGUUCUGAGCUGCGUGCGGACCGAGGGCAACCCGCUGGACUGCUGCUUCAGCCUCCGGCAGCCAUACCACAUCCUCACGCUGGAGCUGGCGGCAGGCGGAGGCGGGGCGGUGCUCAGCUGCAGGUUCGAGUGCGCACGCGGGCACCCCCAGCGCCUCUCGACGGACCGCGUGUCCAUAUCUGCGCCGCCCACCUGCUGGUGCCGCGAUCCGGCGGAGGACUCGCUGCUGCUGGGCCUGUCCGACUCGUCCCUGGUGCUGUGGAAUGCCCGGCGCGAUGCCCGCCUCUCUGCCCGCACACCCAUUCUGCCCGCACUGAUGGCCUGGCACCCUGCAGGUGCCUUGGUGGCCAUCGCCAGCCCCCAGGGCGAGCUGCAGUGCUUCGACGCCACCCUGGCACCCGUGGGCUUGCGGCUGCUCGCAGAAGAUCUGGCACCACCCCCUGGCCCCUCCCUCUGCCUGUCUCGACACAUGAAGGCCUCGGGGGGGCUGGUGGGCCUUCAGUGGGCCACGCCCAGGCUACCCGCUACCCCCAGGGCCGACGUCACCCAGGUGUGCGACCUGCUGGGCCUCAGCUUUCACGGGGGACCCCUGGGAGUGCUACGCUUCAAGCUGGGCGCCCUGACCGGUGGCCAGCUGGGGCCAGCAGAGGUGGUUCAGCAGAGGCUCCGCUGCGGGCAGGUGGAGGAGGCUAUAGGCCUGCUGGGGAACAUGGACUGGAGCAUCAUGGGAGCUGAAUGCCACCGUGGGCUGACCGGCAUCUUAGACCACCUGUUCAGGCUGGAACUCAAUGCGCAUACGGAGGCUCGGCUAGAAGCUACUCUAGGCAUGUUCUACGCGUCGUCUCCGCCUCUGUCAGAUAUGGUGAUCCUGGAGUACCGCGACUCCAUCUGCAAGUAUGCCCGCAGAUUUUUUCACCACCUGCUCAGGUACCAGCGAUUUGAGAAAGCUUUUCUACUGGCGGUAGACAUCGGUGCCAGAGACCUUUUCAUGGACAUCCAUUACAUGGCUCAAGAUAAGGGGGAGCUGGUGCUGGCUGAGGUGGCGAUGAAGAAAGCCAACCAGAUCGACGCAGACUUUGCAACCACAGGUCCAGGGGAGGAGCUGUAUUUGCAAGGAACAGGGAGCCAUGGGCGUGACCCUUCUGUGACUGACAGCGUGACGGAGCAACCCAGAGACAAGGCAGCGAAGCGGAAGCCUCCGUCAACGGCCAAUGACAGGAGUCGAGUCCUACCGAGGCCGCACUGUCAAGAAGGCGUGCCUGCCCGGUGAGCAGGCUGUCGGGCCCAGUCUGUGCGCUGAUACUUCCCCGUGGGUGUCAGGAGUGGAACAUCUGGUGAUGUGUGUUAGUGUUUUAAUGAAAGAAACUGAUCUGAGAUCAGUCAUUACUUUUAGUAUAGCAGUUAUACGACAUGGUACACUUCACAUUCACCAGUCGAAAGUCCAUUUCCAACACAGAUGUGCUUUUUCCUUCUUCCAUGUUUUUUGGGAGGGGUACUAAUAGUUUUAGCCCCCCCCACAAUUCAUUUGGCUUAAUGUGGAUCUCUGUGUAUUACUGCAGACUGGCUCUCAGCAUUUCACCCUAGUAGGUGUUUCAUGA
This is a messenger RNA of Paramormyrops kingsleyae, 2700 nucleotides long. NCBI's taxonomy places the organism in Eukaryota, Metazoa, Chordata, Actinopteri, Osteoglossiformes, Mormyridae. The record is from RefSeq and is a predicted model, not a curated record.